AUGUUUCGUCCCUGUAUCCUCUAUUACAUACAUCGUGCUAUCGUGAACGGGAGGCACUGUUUUGGCACGCCUACUGAAAAUUCUGAUGUGUCGUCAUCGGGUCUGUCGGAUAUCGAUGCUGCCUCCGAACAGAAGCUCCCAGAUCCGCUUAUGAGCUACCCGUUCCGUACUAUUAAUGUCGAUGAUGACCAUUCGGCCGAUGAUGCCUCACGAGUCUGCGGAGGAAUGGAACAUUUGAUGCAUCUGAUGCCGGGGCGAACAGAGGCAGAGGAGUGGCUGCCGUGGAAGGAAACACUCAGGGACGGUUUGAACGAGAAAGGACGGGACGCGAGCGGCCUGGCGCAUGCUCCCAAGGUACGGAGCCUGAUCAGUUCCUGUGGCUUGAACGAGCCAUGGUCCGUCGCAUGGCGUCGCAUUCUCAUGGAUGAUCUUAUCACGCCGUUGGUGGCCCUUGGUUGUCGGCAAGACUUGAACAUCUCUAUUCUGAGCCCCUUGUUGCGGUGA
Messenger RNA from Perkinsus marinus ATCC 50983, 504 nucleotides. RefSeq lists its product as hypothetical. The transcript is spliced from 3 exons. Bases 1 to 504 code for a protein of 167 amino acids. NCBI's taxonomy places the organism in Eukaryota, Perkinsozoa, Perkinsida, Perkinsidae. The record is from RefSeq and is a predicted model, not a curated record.